AUAAAAACUAUGUAUUUAAAUAAUAGCUUAUAUUACGUUUGGUUGUAAUAUACAUGAUGCUCAAUGUAAUUAAGCAACUAAUUAAUUGGUCUAUUACAGUAUGUUACAAUUUUUUUUUAGAUAUCGUGAACAAUUAUAUAUUUUGACUGUAUGAUAUGGGCAUGAUAUCCCUUGAUAUCAUUUAUGAACAUUUAGUUGUGAUACUUAAUUACUUGCAUGUAUUUUUCUGAUCAAACACUCACUUAUCCAGACAUUUUAAGAGUGUUCAGUUACACCUCCAUGAAAACGACAGGAGGUUUUAUUAAUAGUAAAAUAUGGGCGACACGAUACCUGCAGAAAAGAGAAAGCCUUUGAAAGAUGACGUUGAUAGCGGUUUUGCUUGGGUUGUCUUAAUAGGAUGUUUUGUGAUGUACAUGUUCGUGGUUGGAAGUAUCAAGGCCUAUGGGAUGCUUUACACAGAGGUGGUCGAGUAUUAUUCUUCCGGAUCUGGUAACACAGCCUGGAUUGGCAGUAUAGCCAUAAUACUUGAAUUAGGUCUAGGGCCGAUAGCCAACUUUCUUUGCAAAAUCUAUACAUUUCGACGUGUAACUACAAUAGGAGGUAUUCUGGUAGGGCUAGGAUAUUUUCUGUCGGGAUUUGUCACAAGGAUGGAAUACAUGUACUUAACCUUCCUAUGCGCUGGACUUGGAUACGGAUUAACGUAUGCACCUUGUUCGACAAUUAUAAGUUAUUAUUUCAAUAAACGUCGAGGACUUGCUAUUGGUAUAACCGUGUCUGGUGGUGGUGUUGGGGCGAUAGCUCUUCCAUUCCUAUAUAAGUAUCUCAUUGAGAAGUAUGGCCUGAAAGGAAUGUUCUGGAUCAUCGGCGCAAUCUUUGCUAACAUUUGUGUUGCGGCUUGUUUAUUUCGACAGCCAAUAUACUUAAUAAAGGAACGGAAAAAAAGAGUUCUUGCGAACAAUAGUUCUAACAAUGGAUAUGAUGUCGGUGGAGGCCGAUCAUCCCUUGGGGAAAAUGGUGAAAAUAUUGCUCAAGGGAUUAAUAAAAGUCGUUGCGAUGCAUUAGAUCUGAGAUUUUCUCUUUUUAAAAAUGUGCUGUUUACUCUCUAUGUUACAUCAUUCAUGUGUUGUACAUUUGGAUAUGUUGGAAGUCUCGUUACAAUUCCGGGAAAUGUAAAGGCACUUGGUUAUGACAGAACAUAUGUGGCACUCAGUGUAACAAUAUCGGCUGGUGUGGAAGUUUUGGCUAGAAUUUUGAUCGGAUUAUUUGCAGAUAUGAACAUUAUUAAGCGUAAAUACAUAUAUGCAGUUAGUAUGUUUAUCGGAGGAGUAUUUUCUCUAUUAGCUCCAUUUUUUGAAAGUUUUACUUUCAUUGCUGUUUAUGCAGUCAUUGUAGCUACAUUUUCGGGAUCAUUCAUCAGCUUAAUGCCACUGAUUUUGAUAGAUGUUGUGGGUUUGGAGAAUUUUGCGCCUGCAUUUGGACUACUGACAUUUUCCCUGGCUGUUGCCGUUUUACCAAGUCAGCCUUCAGUUGGUUGGUUGUACGACUUGUACGGAAACUGGAAUCCAUCAUUAAUUCUCACUGGUUGUAUGUAUCUUUUGGCCGGGAUCAUUGUACUUCUGGAACCUAUCGUAAUCCGAUGUUGCACUAAAAGAGACAACGAAGAAUCUAGUUCACCUGACAACCAAAGACAAAUCCAUAAUCAAUGCACAGCAGCAGAAGAUAUGUGUAAAGAUAACGUCGGAUUCUCUGAUACUAGUUUCGCUUCUUGAUUUUUCCGUGCAUAAUAUUGAAAAUAAGACUUGUAUCAUGUAACUUGUCCGUUAUCCAUUUUUUUAUUGAGAAUGAAAGCAUGACUAUUUCUUUGAUUCUUUCACAUCAACAUGUUUUAAAUCAGGGAAUUACUGAGCAGUUUUGAUAGUGAUAUGAGUAUCCGAAAUAGUUUAAUUAUUUGGUUUUAAUUGUUUUGGGUUUAAUGACGCACCAACACAAUUGUAGGUAAUACUUACGGCGAUUUUCCAUCAGCUUUUGAUGAAGGAGGAAGACCACUAGGAACCCCUCCAUGCAAUAUUUCAUCAUGGGCGGACCCUGGGGUAGAAACACCGACCUUUUGUAAGUCAGCUGAAUAGCUUCUUCACAUGAAGUUGAGGAUUUAAUCUAUUUUUAAUAAGACUUUACUACAUACAUUACACUACUACCUGCUUGAAGCAAGCAUGCUUAGAUUUUUGAAAGCAAUAUAAUCCGUUAUAAAAUUAAUAAAAUCACAGAUAAUCUGAUUUGCAUUAGAUACACAAAACUAUAUAAUAAAGCCUACUUCAAAUGUACAAGUAAAAUAUAUGUAUUGAAUAGAAAAUAGUUAACAAGUGCUUAAGUUGUACUCUUCGAAAUAUUAUCGUCGUUGCAAUAUUUUCUUCCUAAUAUUUCCUACCUUUGUAAGUAGACCAAUGAUACAGUUUUUCUUUGUUGUUGUUGUUGUUUCUUUUCUUCUUCUUUUUUUUGCUCGCUUUCUUUGUUUGUUUGUGGCUUUUUAUGUUGUUGUUUUUUUUUUUUUUGCUAUUGUUGUUGUUAUUUAUAACAUAUAUGCUAGUGUGUUUUAUUGUCAAAAUAAACAAAGACAAUUUGAAAUGAAUUUUGAUACAAGACAACGCUUUAUUUAACAGCAUUUUACGUACAUUAAUUUUAUAACAUAAGCGCUUUGAUAAAUUAUUUCGGAAGGCUAAUUUACACAUGCUUCAAUUAUUUUGAACACAAUAAAAUGGACAGGUUUAUUUCCUUUUACUUCAUUAAAUUAAUGUUUGUAAUAAUAGCUUUCUUUUCAAAACAGCAUUUAACAGAACGUGCGUAAAAGUUUAAGAUACAAAAUACGAGUGGAUCUAAUAAUAUAGAUUCACACUUAUACCAGUCAUGAUUAAACAAGCCUGGGAUGUUUUGUUCUUAUUAACUUUUAGAUUCAAAAAGCGCAGUUUUAUACGUUGUAAUCUGGCUACAUGAGACGACUAUUCAUGGCAGUAUGAACAGGAUCUUUAAUUUACAUUUUACAUUUUAACUGGAGUGAGUGCCAGAUCUUUUUUUACAAUGACAUUUUAUACACUUGUUGCAUAUAUUAAUAAUAUAAACAGUUCUCUUUUUAUAAUGUGUAAACUUGCUAGAUAUUUGUUUGAAUACUUCUGACACUUGAAAGAUUUUUGAAACGGUAGGAAAUUUGUGAUACAAUGAAAAUAUAUUUUCAUGUUUUGUGGAUUUUAUAUCUGAUGCAGCUGAUAUGUACGUGCCAGCCAAGGAAGCAUCGCAAUAAAGCACGAGACAAAAUGAAAAACUCGCAUGUAAAAGAGAAUAACCUAGCUGCACGUGAUUCCAUGUCUGUAAAUGAUGUAUUCCUCGAAAUAUGUCUGCCUUCUGGAUCCGACAGACUGGUUUACAGAUACCAAAAUGAUUCCCAUAUAUUCAUAGGAUUUGAUGACGUAAAACAGGAUACAGUCUAUUCAUUGAUAUGGAAAAUUAACGAAGGUAAUCCAGAAGCGUUAACUAGCAAUAACUGGAAUGGAUUUUGGACGAUUCCUUCACUUCAGGUCCGGAAACACAUGAAAACUGAGCAAUUAUUGGCGGCAGCUGAUGAAAAGUUGCAGGACACUUUCCUUGGCCGUAUUUCCACGUGCAGUCAGUCAAAGGUCACCUCAAAGGCGUGUUUAAUCCAGUCGUUUGCUGCUCUUGCCAGGAAGAUGAAGGAAGUUACAUUUGAAAAGACCUGUAAUAAAUAAGAUCACACGCACACGCAUGCUGAUAUACAACUAAUGUUUAUUAAGGCUUUAAUGUGAAUAUUAAAUGAGAAUGAGCAGGUUCAUAGAACUAGUGCCGCUCUGUCUGAAAUGUUUUAGGUUGCAGCAUAAAGGAAACCAAUGUAUUUAUAACGUUUCAUGUGUUUUUAUUUACUAGAAAUACUAAAUUGUUAGUGCACAAAAAUUACCAUUACAUUAUAUUUUCGCGAGAAACAUUUAACAAUGAUACAGGUGAGAAAUUAUACAAACAACAGUUACGAAACGUAUGUGUAAGUUGUAAAAUAAAAUCUGAACAAUGUUUAGGCUUACAACAUC
Molecule: messenger RNA, 4088 nt
Organism: Mercenaria mercenaria
Lineage: Eukaryota; Metazoa; Mollusca; Bivalvia; Venerida; Veneridae
Product: monocarboxylate transporter 12-like
Exons: 8
Coding region: 315-1769 (484 amino acids)
Biological process (GO): monocarboxylic acid transport; transmembrane transport
Molecular function (GO): monocarboxylic acid transmembrane transporter activity
Source: RefSeq, a predicted model, not a curated record